Suillus paluster is the source of this 2103-nucleotide messenger RNA. RefSeq lists its product as uncharacterized. The transcript has 8 exons. The coding region runs from base 1 to 2103 and encodes 700 amino acids. The record is from RefSeq and is a predicted model, not a curated record. NCBI's taxonomy places the organism in Eukaryota, Fungi, Basidiomycota, Agaricomycetes, Boletales, Suillaceae.
AUGCCAGCAGCUCAGUGGACUACUAAGGAACAAUACAAAUGGCUCCAUGAACAGUUGCUGGAGUAUAUUGCACUACACGGCGAGGACAAGGACUAUGCGCACUUCUGGGCCAAGACUCAUCUUUAUUGGUUUAAAAGUUGGCCUGAGCGAGCCGCCCUCUUCCCCGAUAUCCCCAUCGAAAUACCACUAACAGAAGAGCAACAAGCUGAAGAACUUGCUGCCGAAAAAACGUGUAAAGUACGAUUGCAGACCUGGUUCCGUUGGUGGACAAACACGUCCAAGAAAAAUCGUGGCCUCAAGAAGGAAAUUUCCGUAUUUGAAAGCGCACUGCUGCCGAAGUCGCGUGCAAAAUCUGUCGAAGAAAUCUACAUGGAUAUGGUCUACGAUGAAUGGAUCAAACCUCUAGUAGCGGCUGAACAAGAGGCAGGUAAUGUAGCUACAGCUGGUCGCCGCAUGGUAUUGGGCCGAAAGUUUUGCAAAGAGCUCCUGGAAGAUGAGUCAGACGAGGUGAAGAAGGAGGUGAGAGAGAAGUACAAUAAGCAGAAAAAGGUAAAGAAGGACAUGCUACACGAUAAAGCCGACGAUGACGACGAUGACGACGAAACCGACGCUGAUGCCAUUGUGAAAGGUAUCGACAAUUUACCAAUCAUAUGCCAGCGCUUUGCAUGCCUCAUCAAGAAAAAGACUCGAUUUAUAGUCUCCUUCAUGUGCGCUGGACCAGACCCGAGGCAGAAUUGGAAUAUCGUAACUUUAUCGUGCCAUCCAUCAGAAACUCCUGCUGGGAACGACUUUUCUCAGUUAUGCCCUGACAAGGACAACACUUUCCUUGCCGCAUACCAGGAAUACGCUGAGUUGAUAUUCCAUAAGCUAAUCCUUUGUAACCCACUGCUGCCAGAUGUCGAAGACGGCGAUCAGACUGAGGAGCUCGAAGGAUGCAACAGUGGCAAAGAAUCCGAGGAUGGUGAAGAGAACGACGAAGGACAACAUGGUGAUUCCAUUGACUGGGAUAAUCUAGGCUUCGCAAGUUCCUCGACCGGAAUCAGUGAUGCAUCACCACUCAGUGAACUUAAUCAAUCCGCACUCUACUCUGAGACACAGGCACAAUGUGAUGCAUCAUUCGUACAGGCCCAGCCUGAUGCACUGUUCAAACAGGCCCAGCCUGAUGCAUCAUUCAAACAGGCCCAGCCUGAUGCAUUGCUCGAACACGCAUGGGACAACAUUGCCACCAUGCCUCCCAAUUCGUUUAGCACGCUGCAAUCCAGUGUGCCUGGUACCGUCGAGGCGCUUGGGUUGUCUUUUUCCCAUGCUGAUCUUAUGGCACUGGGUUAUUUUGGUAGCGACAACACCACGCAGAACUUAUUUUCCCCCGCAUUCAGCUCAUCAGCGCCCUCAUUUGACACACAAUAUGACACGCACACGUGGAAUGGUGCCAAUUCUGAUUCACAGGGGUGGGAGAUGCAUAGCCUGCCCUCCUUCUUGAGCUCUCCAAUAUCUGCCGAGCGCAGCACUGCCACAACUGAGCAGGAUGACGCCCUUCCUCAGUUCACUCAACAGUUGCCCAUUCUUCCAGCGGCAAAUCCUCCUUCGCCAACUGAGCAGGAUGACACCCUUCCUCAGUUCACUCAACAGCUGCCCAUUCUUCCAGCAGCAAAUCCUCCUUCUCCGACCGAGGGCAUACAGGAUCUUGCUGACACUCACGCUGGUGCUGGUCUUGCUAAGUCAAAGCGCAAAUUCAAGUCAAAGCCCACUACCAAAGUCAAACACAAUCCCGCCAUGGAGUCCACCCCCAUCAUCGCACCCAUGAACACUGCCAAACCCAAACCCAAACCCAAACCCAAAGCAAGACCUGUCGCCAAAUUAACGGAGACAUCGCACACCGCUGUGGAUGAAGGCAAUCCUGUAGCUCAACGUGCCUCAAAACGAAUUCCAAUCAAAUCCAAGUGGAAUGAUAUUGCCGACGCCAUUGGGUCAGAUGGUCUGACAUUUGUUAGCAUUGGUAAGGAAACUCAAUCUGUUUCAGAGGAUGCUAGGGCAAUGAAGCAUCCCGCUAACUUAACCAUGGAGGGUGUGAUUUCUGCAAAGAAAAAGCGAACGAAGGCGUGA